Meleagris gallopavo (turkey) is the source of this 2779-nucleotide messenger RNA. NCBI's taxonomy places the organism in Eukaryota, Metazoa, Chordata, Aves, Galliformes, Phasianidae. The record is from RefSeq and is a predicted model, not a curated record.
AUGAACUGUUGCUUGGGCAGCACAGAGGAUGGACAGCGCAUCCUCUUCCCUCACACCUCCAGACGGCUGCAGCAGGGCUGCCCCCGGGCCACCAAUUCACCAGGCGUCCCCGCCCAAGGGGAACGAGCGGUCCCUCCCCGCCCGGGGUGGGGCCUGGCGGUGGCGGUGCUCUUUCGGCCGCUGCUGGAGGCGGCGGCGGCGGCCCCGGGCUCGUCCCACAUAUAUCCCCGCCACUCCACUCGUCCCGGCUUGUCCUCGCUGUGUCCUGCGGCCGCUGGGCCAUGGCCAGGUCCCUCAGCGCUGCCAGCUAGUCCCGGGGACCGAGCUGCCCUUCCCUCCCGCGGCUUCGUAUUCCAGCCUCUGCCCUCCCAUCUGCCGCUCUCCGCGAGUACUUCCCCACCCCUGUGUGCGCUACUCGACUUUCCCGUCCCUCGCUGCGCCGCGACCGCGCUUUUCCCCUUCCUUCCUCCGCGCCCCUCCCCGCCGCCUCUCCCCCGCCAGCCGAGGAUGCGGCUGUCGCUGCUCAGCCCGCUGCUCCUGCUCUGCCUCAGCCGCGGCUCCGCUGAGAUCCCGGCAGCCCGAGCCAAGUGCCCGACCCGCUGCGAUGUCUCCAAGUGCCCCAGCCCCAGCUGCCCCAGCGGCUACGUCCCCGACCGCUGCAACUGCUGCCUCAUCUGCGCCGCGGGAGAGGGGGACUCGUGCGGCCGCAAGGAAGACCCUCCCUGCGGGGACAGCCUCGACUGCCGCUACCCCAUGGGCAAGCGCUUCGCUAAGGGGGUCUGCCAGUGCAAGCUCAGCGCCCAGGUGUGCGGCAGCGACGGCCGUACCUACGACAACAUCUGCCAGCUGAAGGCGGUGAGCCGCAAGGCGUUGCAGCACGGUCUGCCCGCCGUCGCCCAGGUGCAGAAAGGAGCCUGCGAAUCGGGUAGGAGCAUGGCAGGGCCUGCGGCGGGUGGUGUGAGCAGGAGGGUGGGUAAAGGUGAGGUUUGGGGUGCUUGGGAAGGCUGGGGGCUCCCCCAGGGCAAGGCAAGCCGUCCUGUUGCUGGUAAUCGCUGUGGCGGGAGUCAGGGACACGUGAAGGGAUCGGGUCCUCUCUGAACAGCACAGAUCCCUCUUCUUGAUCCUCUGGUAGAGGUUGGGAAGGUUGCACGGUGGUGGCAUGCUUGUGGAUACUUCAGUGUUGUGCUCAUUGCAUAGCAGUGACCACAAGCACAGUUGUCAGGUCAGUACAGCACUGACACCCUUCACAAUCACCAUCCAGGCAGCACUACAAGCUUACCCCGAUACCAUCUGUGUCGCCCUUGUUUUAGAAUCAUUAAGGUUGGAAAGACCUCUAAGAUCAUCUAGUCCAAACAUUGGCCUAUGCCUGUGACCUCUCUAGACCAUGUCCCCCAGUGUCACAUCUGCUUUUUUAUUGAAAACUUCUACGGAUGGUGACUUCACCACCUCCCUGGGUAGCUCGUUCCAAUACUUCACUCUUCCUGAGAACUUUUUCCUAACAUCCAACCUGAACCUCCUGUGGUGCAACUUAAAGCCAUUAGCUCUUGUCUUAUUGCUGUUACCUGGGAAAAGAGGGUGACCCACACCUCACUAGAAGCUCCUUUCAGGGAAUAGUAGAGAGCAGUAAGGUCUCUCCUGAGCAUCCUUUCUCCAGACUGAACCAUCCCAGGGUUGGCACUCACUAUUGAUGCUUUUCAGUAACGUUACACGCCUGGGCUGCCCUGCAGAGCCGUUACGACACAUCCAAUACAGAGCGCAGCCCUGCAGGUGUGCUCUGAGACCUUCCCUGGAGAUGUUAGCAGAUGUUAAAUUUAUUAACCAGAUGAACAUCUCUAGCAAGAGACUGGUUAAAGUUGUGUAGCUUAAACUGCGCAGAAAAAGCACCAGAUAGAACAUGUGAAGUAUAGUCUUUUGUCUGUUUUAUCUUCCUCUGACAGGAAAUCUUAAAGCCAUGGUCUUUAAAUUGGAAUUGAAAGGGGAACGGAUGCCUACAAAUUUUCCUUAUGGUUUAAAAUGCACAGUCAGGAUAUUAGACAGUCCUUUGCUUUUCAUUAGCAUGCUACAGUCUUUGCUUGUCCUAGGCUAUUGUAAUUAAUUGUGGUAACUGCAGGCUGGAUGGUAUAACUUUAAAAAGCUUAGUAAUCACCUACAUUGAAUUUUUUUUUGUCGUUGUUACUAAAAUUGGUCACUUCAUGGAAGUGUUAACAUUUUUAGUUUAUUUUCACACACUUCCUUGUAUAUUAUUUUAAGAUGGUAUUUCUACAUCCUUUCAAAUACUGUUCUUGGAAAGAAAAAUCAUAUGUGUAGCAGAGUUCUAAAUCAUGUAUUAGUGUAUCCAAAAUGGCAGGUGAACCACUUAACCAUUCUACUUAUUUAUAGAUAGCAAACUUCUUAAAAACUAGGAGAGGUGAAAGGGCUAUUAAUGGCCUUUAAAACCUUUCUGUGACUGGGAGACUUCUCGUAUAUUCACUCUUCGAAGAAAGCAAACUGUGACAUGAGGAGGGAGGAGGUCAAACGAUAUUCCCAAAUUUACUUUCUGAGUAUCUUUUCAGAGUCCAGAAUUGCUCAGGUGCUAGCCCAGAGCUGCAAUGAUGAGUCUCUCCAGUAUUUUGCAGUUAUAAAUUGCUGUUUGUUUCUUUGUAUUCCCCAUAAGCAUCCAUUAGUUUUAGUACUCCUAGUAAUUGGUUGGAAUUGAUCCGCUUGACAUAUUUAAAGUGUUUAACCAAAAUGAGUGAGCUAGCCUGCAUCUAGGGGCUUAGAUACUGUCAGGGGGUUGGAA